AUGAGUUUUUCCGACGACGAAGACUUUAACGAUAUCUACGGCGAUGACUCCAAGGACGUGUCCAAUACCACAUCUACAACAGCUGCCACCACGGCAGCUGCAGAGCCCACUACAAAACCGGAAUUAGCUAAGGAGUCCGGCUCGGCUUCUAACUCCGCAGAAACCGCUACCGGCGAUGGCUCGGCAGCAGGUACGACCGCAGCCCCGGUUUCAUCCGGCACUUCUUCUCUGGACCAAUUGGCGGCCCUUCAGGCUCUUUCUUCCAACUUGAACCAACUCCAACAAGCUGCCAACGGCGGAGCUGCCUCCGCUGAGGCUCCACAGCAGCCAGCACAGGGUCAGCCAGCAACUCAAGCUCAAGACCAAUCUAAUGACACGACAUCUUUGACUCCAACCGGCUCUUCUGCACCUGCUGUUCCUAGCAUGCCUAGCAUGCCAGGUAUGCCAGGAAUGCCAACCAUGCCUGGAAUGCCAAACAUGCAACAAUGGCAACAGUUGCAACAGCUUCAACAGAACAUGCCUCAGUUUCAACAAGCUGCUUCUCAAGCUGCCAUUCAGGAAAAGACCAAUAAAGCAGAUCUGUCGCGAGACAUUUGCAAAAUGUUCAUUGGUGGCUUGAACUGGGAAACUACAGAAGACAAUUUGAAAGAUUAUUUCUCCAAGUACGGUGUGGUCACAGACCUCAAGAUCAUGAGAGACAACGCAACAGGCAGAUCCAGAGGUUUUGGAUUUUUGACCUUUGCAGAAGCUUCAAGUGUAGAUGAAGUUGUAAAGACCCAGCAUAUUCUUGACGGUAAAGUUAUCGAUCCUAAGAGGGCCAUUCCCCGCGAAGAGCAAGACAAGACGGGUAAGAUUUUUGUAGGUGGUAUUGGUCCUGAUGUCAGACCUAAGGAAUUCGAAGAGUUUUUCUCUCAAUGGGGAACUAUCAUAGAUGCGCAGUUAAUGUUGGAUAAAGAUACUGGUAGAUCUAGAGGUUUUGGAUUUAUCACUUAUGACACUCCAGACGCUGUCGACCGCGUUUGUGAGAACAAGUUUAUCGAGUUUAAAGGUAAGAGAAUAGAAAUUAAAAGAGCAGAACCAAGGCAUUUACAAAAGCAGAUGCAACAACAAAAAACGCAGACUUUUGGCGGCUCAUCUCAGUUUAAUAUGUUUCAAAAUCCAAUGAUGGGAAGUUUCAAUCCUAUGUUCAACCCCCAAGCUAUGGCAGAAUAUUAUAAUAAAAUGCAAGAAUACUACGCUCAAAUGCAGCAGCAAACUGGCGUCGAUUAUAGUCAAAUGUAUCAACAGCAAAUGCAGCAAAUGCAACAGAUGAUGGGUGGUAUGAUGCCUGGAAUGGGUGCCAUGCCAAGUAUGCCAUCUGGUCAAUCAGAAACGCCUACUCAAGAAUCUUCAGAUGUUCCUACGAUUGGAUCUGAAGAGCGAGUGGACGACGGAGACUCCAAUGGUGAUAGAGAUCUGGACAGAAGAGCAGUAUCUCCUCCAAUCAAUGCUCCAAGAGGUCCUCGCAUGGGUGGCUCCCGUGUAGACAAUCGUGACGGUGGUCGUGAAUUCAACCGCGAUAGUAAUCGUGAUUAUGGUCGUGACAACAGUCGUGAUAGUCGCGACAAUCGCGACGGCAAUCGUGAUGGAAGUCGCGGAAACUUUCGGUCGGGAUUCCGUGGCCGGGGCCGUGGCGGAUAUCGUGGUGGACGCAGUGGCUACUCUAGAAGAAAUAACAACGGGUACCAUCCAUAUUCCACUUAA
Molecule: messenger RNA, 1743 nt
Organism: Lachancea sp. 'fantastica'
Lineage: Eukaryota; Fungi; Ascomycota; Saccharomycetes; Saccharomycetales; Saccharomycetaceae
Source: the annotation of a GenBank genome assembly